Nothobranchius furzeri (turquoise killifish) is the source of this 1612-nucleotide messenger RNA. RefSeq names its product replication factor C (activator 1) 3 (gene rfc3). The record is from RefSeq and is a predicted model, not a curated record. Lineage: Eukaryota; Metazoa; Chordata; Actinopteri; Cyprinodontiformes; Nothobranchiidae. Gene Ontology annotation, molecular function: ATP hydrolysis activity; DNA binding; DNA clamp loader activity. Gene Ontology annotation, cellular component: nucleus; DNA replication factor C complex. Gene Ontology annotation, biological process: DNA-templated DNA replication; DNA repair.
CCUCUGAAUGCACAAAAUAAAAACGCUUCACGAGACUGGACUCCCUCACCAAAACUCUAAGUCGGGCCCCGAGUAUCUCAGCGGGUUUAAAUCACAUUGAAGACUUGAUUCCAAACUUGCUUACCAGUCGCGCUCGAGACUGUUUUGUUGUUUUUGCCCGAGAGAGCCUUUUUGUCUCCUACGAGUUUCCGUAGAUGCAGGAAGUAUAGCAGCGCGCCUGUGUUCGUAUUUCGCGGGAGUUCAACUACCGCUAAGCACUUUGUCAGCUCGUGUGGUCAUUUUUAAGAAAUUUAUAACACAAUGAGUUUGUGGGUGGAUAAAUAUCGACCGACUUCCCUCGGAAAACUAGACUUUCACAAAGAACAAGCGACUCAGCUGAAACACCUGGUUCAGUGUGGCGACUUCCCACACCUGUUGGUGUACGGCCCGUCAGGCGCAGGAAAGAAGACCCGCAUCAUGUGUCUGCUGAGAGAGCUGUAUGGACCAGGAGUGGAGAAGCUUCGCAUUGAGCAUCAGACUGUUGUGGCUCCAUCAAAGAAGAAAAUUGAGAUUAACACAAUAGCCAGCAACUAUCACUUGGAGGUCAAUGCAAGUGAUGCAGGAAACCAGGACCGCGUGGUGAUCCAGGAGCUGAUUAAAACCGUGGCUCAGUCCCAGCAAAUCCAGUCAAGCACCCAGAAAAACUUCAAAGUGGUUUUGCUAACCGAGGUGGACAGACUGACAAAAGAUGCUCAGCACGCUUUGCGCCGCACGAUGGAAAAGUACAUGGCGACCUGCCGCAUCAUCCUCUGCUCAACAUCCACCUCUAAAGUCAUCGAGCCAAUCAGAAGCCGUUGUUUGGCUGUCAGAAUUCCUCUGCCAAGCACAGAGGAGGUCUGCAGCGUUCUGACAUCAGUCUGUAAAAAGGAGGGUCUGCUCCUGCCCCCCGAGCUGGCCAAGCAAAUCAGUGAGAAGUCUGGUCGUAACCUCCGCAAAGCCCUGCUGAUGUGUGAGGCCUGCAGAGUGCAGCAGUACCCGUUCUCGGUUGACCAGGAUGUCCCGGAGGCGGACUGGGAGGUCUACCUGAGAGACACCGCCAGUGCCAUUGUCAGUCAGCAGAAUCCCCAGAGGUUGUUGGAGGUUCGAGCCAGGCUGUACGAGCUGCUGAUUCACUGCAUCCCUCCUGAUAUUAUCAUGAAGGGUUUGGUGAGAGAACUGUUAAGUAACUGUGACGGGCAGCUGAAGACCGAGGUGGCCCAGCUGGCUGCUUACUAUGAACACCGACUGCAGCUGGGCAGCAAAGCCAUCUACCACCUGGAGGCUUUCACGGCCAAGUUUAUGGCCUUGUACAAGAAGUUCAUGGAGGACGGUCUAGAUGCUAUGAUGUUCUGAGCUGCAGAUGGACCUGGAUGUUUGUGAAGUGAAUUGACGAGCCCAACGUGACUUUCAGAGAGCAGCCGUCACACGUGUGCGUUGGUGGUUUUGGUUCAUGUCAGGGAUUGUUGCUCAUAUUGACGGCAUCGUGCUAAAACUGGUAAGACCUGUGGGAGAAGAGUUUUGGUGAAGCCGGCAGGGAAACAAGGAUUUGUAUUAAAACAUUCUGGAAAGUUACAAUAAAUUGUUUAUAACACGA